Molecule: messenger RNA, 2060 nt
Organism: Cyprinodon variegatus (sheepshead minnow)
Lineage: Eukaryota; Metazoa; Chordata; Actinopteri; Cyprinodontiformes; Cyprinodontidae
Gene: coq2
Product: coenzyme Q2 4-hydroxybenzoate polyprenyltransferase
Exons: 7
Coding region: 150-1301 (383 amino acids)
Biological process (GO): ubiquinone biosynthetic process
Cellular component (GO): mitochondrial inner membrane
Source: RefSeq, a predicted model, not a curated record
UGAACGCACCGCAACAGGAAAAUGAACCCUGUUGCCUAGGGUUGUUUAAGUGUAGCUCUUUUAUAUUUAUUUAUUUUACUUUAUCCCUCUGGUAUUUUUUAAAGUGGAAUAAAAGGACGUUAAUGUGCGACUGACCAAAGGAAACCACCAUGUUCCGCGCCAGGCUGAGCAGCCGGUUAACUCUCGCUGCACUUAGGUGGACAACAGGAGGGGGGACCUGUCACCUACCAUGUCUGUCCACUUUGUCCAACUGCCCAAUCCAGAACCAAGCACUAAGGAGAAACGAAGGUGUCCAUUCAGAGUCCACGGUGUUGAGACGAGCUUUGUGCCUCCAGGGUCGGUUUAAUUCUAGGCAAAGGGAAACAGGCCAGGGUGGCAGUAGGUCGUUCAGCCUGUCUGCUGCUUCCGUGGUGAACUCAGCACCUGCUCACGUUCAGCCUUACCUCAGACUGAUGAGGCUGGACAAACCAAUCGGAACAUGGCUGCUCUACCUUCCUUGUACAUGGAGCAUCGCCUUAGCAGCAGAGCCGGGAAGUCUCCCAGAUUUUGGGAUGCUCGCCCUGUUUGGUACUGGCGCCCUGCUGAUGAGGGGUGCAGGUUGCACCAUCAACGAUAUGUGGGAUAAAGACUUUGACAAACAAGUAGCCAGGACAGCAUCACGACCCAUCGCAUCAGGGGAAAUUUCCAGAAUGCAGGCACUUGUGUUCCUUGGAGGGCAGCUCUCCCUCGCACUUGGAGUCCUUCUGUGUCUUAACUAUUACAGCAUAGCUUUGGGGGCCUCUUCAUUAUCUCUUGUCAUCACCUACCCACUAAUGAAGAGGAUCACUUAUUGGCCACAGCUGAUGCUGGGCCUUACCUUUAACUGGGGCGCUCUCCUCGGCUGGGCUGCCGUGCAGGGCUCUUGUGAUUGGUCCGUGUGCCUUCCCUUGUAUUUCUCUGGAGUGAUGUGGACGUUGAUAUAUGACACAAUCUACGCUCAUCAGGAUAAAGAGGAUGACGUUAAGGUGGGAGUAAAAUCCACAGCGCUAAUGUUCCAGGAGCAAACCAAACUUUGGCUGAGUGGUUUCACGGUGGCCAUGAUGUCGGGGCUUAUCGUAGCUGGAGUCAACGCUGAGCAGACCCUUCCUUACUAUGUUGCUUUAAGCGCUGUGGCCGUUCACCUUGGACGCCAGAUUUACACUGUGGACAUCAACAAAGCUGAAGAUUGCUGGAAACAGUUCAGCUCAAACAGAAACCUUGGACUUCUACUGUUUUUAGGAAUACUUGUCGGUAAUUUGUUGAAAGGAUCUAAAGAGUCGUGACUGUAAAAUAAUAGAAAUACUUAGAUAAAUGAGAUAGUAUGCACUUAUUUUACGAUCAAAAACCUAUUUUUAUAUUGUACUAUCAAGGAUGCUUAUUCAUAAAUCACUUGGACUUCUUGCUUUUUGUUUGACUCUAAAUGAAUAAAAUGUGGGUUUAACAAGGUUUUAUUUAUUUAUUCCAUCAUACUCUAUGUACAGGAAGAAAAUAACUCAAAGAGAGUAAAGAUAUAAAGCAAGAUUCUCAGCUUCUUAACUGAUUUCCAUCUGUAGUUCUUGCGGCGUGUAAGAAGGGGACAAAAACUGAGAUAAAAAAGACAGAGCUGUGUGUAUCAGCUCUUGAUUUGCUGCGGUCUACGUUCCUACCUUCACCUGUGGUCAUCUUGAAAUCCGGGUCCUGACAAGAAGACUGAGAUCCCAGAUACAAGGUGCUGAAAUGAGCUUCCCAAUGUGACCCUCUUACAGAUUUUUCCCUGUUUUUAAACUUCAUUGUGCUGCAUGUUCAGCUGAGCUGCUUGUAUAAUUAUAAUCCUGCAUCUUUCGUGACAAAUAGCAAUCACUCGGCUGCAGAGCGUUGUUAUGGAACACUGGAACAAAAUGUAAACUGAUGUAAAGAGUUCAUGCUAAAACAUGAUGUCCUGGAACAACUUUUUGUUGCUCUAGUUUUAUUUUAAUUGCUCUCACGUGUUACACAACACAAGAGAUUGUAAUUUCAUCCCUAAUUGAUGUUACAGAAUGCUGCUCAGGUUCAGAUCAGACCUG